AUUUGUGCACCAUAAAGGUUACGACGGACUACUACUUAUAGGUCAAUGGAGAAAAAGAACAGGCUGCCAUCUCUCGACAUAUAGGGAAAGCGCUGCCUACUAAUAUUCCGACUUUGAAAGUUCAGUUGAAGUAUAAUACAAGUGUGGCGUAACUACCCAUGUAGCUGGUUUGGUAGCACCACUUAAGUCAGAUCGAGGAAACUCGGGAAAGUAAACAGGAAACCCAGCCAAAAUGCCAGCGGUGCGUGGGGAUGGGAUGCGAGGCCUUGCGGUCUUCAUCUCGGAUAUAAGAAAUUGUAAAAGCAAGGAGGCCGAAGUGAAGCGCAUCAAUAAGGAACUGGCAAAUAUUCGUUCAAAGUUCAAAGGUGAUAAGACGUUGGAUGGUUACCAAAAAAAGAAAUAUGUUUGCAAACUCUUGUUCAUCUUUCUGCUUGGCCAUGAUAUUGAUUUUGGUCAUAUGGAGGCUGUGAAUCUCCUUUCUUCAAACAAAUAUACAGAAAAGCAAAUAGGCUACUUGUUCAUUUCUGUGUUAGUAAAUACAAACAGUGACCUCAUCAAACUUAUAGUGCAAAGUAUCAAGAAUGACCUGGGCUCACGUAAUCCUGUCCAUGUUAACCUUGCUCUUCAGUGCAUUGCCAACAUUGGCUCCAAGGAAAUGGCUGAUGCCUUUGGCAACGAUAUCCCCAAAUUGCUUGUAUCAGGUGAAACUAUAGAUGUAGUAAAGCAGUCAGCUGCCUUGUGUCUCCUUCGUCUGUUCCGAACCACACAAGAAAUUAUUCCUGGUGGUGAAUGGACAUCACGGAUUAUUCAUCUGUUGAAUGAUCAGCAUAUGGGUGUCGUGACAGCUGCAUGCUCACUCAUUGAGGCUCUAGUUAAAAAGAACCCAGAUGAAUACAAAGGCUGUGUAUCAUUAGCAGUCUCUCGUUUGUCUAGAAUAGUAACUGCUAGUUACACAGAUCUUCAAGACUACACUUACUACUUUGUUCCUGCUCCUUGGCUGUCGGUCAAACUCCUGCGUCUUCUUCAGCAUUACCCACCUCCAGAGGAUCCAGGUGUCAGAGGUCGUCUGAAUGAAUGUCUAGAUACAAUUUUGAAUAAGGCUCAGGAACCACCCAAAUCUAAAAAGGUUCAACACUCCAAUGCCAAAAAUGCUGUAUUGUUUGAAGCAAUUAGUAUAAUCAUCCAUUCUGACAGUGAACCUAACCUAUUAGUUCGUGGUUGUAAUCAGCUGGGUCAGUUCUUAUCCCAUAGAGAAACCAAUUUGAGGUAUUUAGCCCUGGAGACCAUGUGCCUCUUGGCUACCUCAGAAUUUUCUCAUGAAGCAGUCAAGAAACAUCAAGAAACUGUUAUCAAUGCCCUAAAGACUGAACGUGAUGUUAGUGUACGACAGAGAGCUGUUGAUUUGUUAUACGCCAUGUGUGACAGAAGUAAUGCUGAGGAAAUUGUGCAAGAAAUGCUCAACUAUUUAGAAACUGCAGAUUAUUCUAUUAGAGAAGAAAUGGUGCUAAAAGUGGCAAUUCUUGCGGAAAAGUACGCUCAAGAUUACACGUGGUACGUUGACGUUAUCCUCAAUCUAAUCCGUAUUGCUGGAGACUAUGUGUCAGAAGAAGUUUGGUAUCGUGUUAUUCAGAUUGUUGUCAACAGAGAAGAUGUACAAGGCUAUGCAGCAAAGACAGUUUUUGAGGCAUUGCAAGCCCCAGCUUGCCAUGAAAAUAUGGUAAAAGUUGGAGGCUACAUCCUUGGUGAAUUUGGCAAUUUAAUAGCAGGAGAUUCAAGAUCAGCACCAGCUGUACAAUUCCAGUUACUACAUUCUAAGUAUCAUUUGUGUUCACCUGGAACCAGAGCAUUACUCCUCACCACUUACAUUAAGUUCAUCAAUCUUUUCCCUGAAAUCAAAGGACAAAUACAAGAAGUCUUGAAGUCUAAUUCUAAUCUAAGGUCAUCCGAUGCAGAACUCCAACAACGAGCUUCAGAAUAUCUUCACCUCUCAAUUACCACUACCACAGAUGUCUUGGCAACAGUAUUAGAGGAGAUGCCACCGUUUACAGAAAAAGAAUCUUCCAUCUUAGCUGUCCUGAAGAAAAAGAGUGGUCGAAUGUCAGCACAAGAAGCACAGAAAGAAGCGCGAGUGCAAGCUAGAGAAAACAGUGCAGCUCCAGCAGUAGAAAAGGCUCAAUCGCAGUUUGAGAUGAAAUCAUCAAAUGGAGCCAUUUCACUUCCCCAGCUGAACAAUUCCACUUCUGCGGAUCUCUUGGGUCUCUCCACGCCUCCUGCUACUCAGAACAAUACUCAAAGUAAUACCGGUGUUUUGGUCGAUGUUUUGGGAGACUUGUAUGGGGGCAGCAGUAACACAAAUACUCACAACGGAACUUCUUCAUCAUCCCCCUCUGUAACUUCAUCUGGUGCAGUAGACAAUAUUAAAAAAUUCGUAUGUAAAAAUAAUGGAGUUCUGUAUGAGAAUGAUAUAAUUCAGAUAGGCAUCAAAUCAGAAUUCAGACAGAACCUUGGGAGGAUAGGUGUCUUCUAUGGCAACAAAACUUCCAUGCCCUUACAGGGUUUUGCACCGAGUGUUUCCAUGGGACCUGGACAACAAGGGAAAGUUUCGGUACAAGUUAAACCAGUUGAGCCUACUAUUGAUGCUGGAGCGCAAGUUCAGCAACUUGUUAACUGUGAAUGUGUUGAAGACUUUAGUGGGCUACCCGACUUGACCGUUGGUUUUACUUAUGGCAAUGUUCCUCAAAGAUUAAUUUUACGUCUGCCGCUCUCUUGUAACAAAUUCUUUGAACCAACGGAUAUGAACGGAGAAUCUUUCUUUGCAAGAUGGAAAAACUUGAGUCAGCCUCAGCAGGAAUCUCAAAAGAUCUUCAAAGCCACCAGCCCAAUGGAGAAUGCAGCUAUCAAGACAAAAUUAUUAGGCUUUGGUAUGCAGCUUCUUGAGAACAUCGAUCCAAAUCCAGAGAAUUUUGUUUGUGCAGCGAUCAUUCAUACCAGGACGCAGCAGAUAGGUUGCCUUCUACGUUUGGAACCAAACCGGCAGGCAGAGAUGUAUCGGUUAACUAUUCGUGCCAGCAAAGAAACUACCAGUUCCAUAUUGGCAGAAUUAUUAGCAGAGCAGUUCUAAAGAGAUACAGCAAGGAUUGGUUUUGUCGUCCAUGGCAGGCUGCAUUUUUAGCCAGAAUUGUGAAUGAAGGUUUAAUAAAAGCAUGCUGGAAGGCCGGUGUCAGAGAAAAGCCUCAAUUGUCCUAGUGAUGAUGAUGAUGAUGAUGGUGAUCCUAUGAUUUCCUCCCUUUAGAAGGUGACAUAAUAUGCCUUAGAUAUAAAUAAUUCUUGUGGAAUCAAUUCUGUUUAUUUUGAAUUUAUUUUAUUUUAUAGAUAUUUUUUAUAAAUUUAUUUAGUGAGAAAUAUGGUCCUACUGUUAACAUCCAUUCUGUCGGAUGGCUGGUAACAGAAGAGCCAAAAGCAGCUCUUUUAUUUUGUAAAAGAGUUGAGGUUCAUAUAGUAAACUAUUCACAGAGUAUAUGUAUAUAAAAUGAAUUUGAAUUGUAAAGUGACAGUUGGAGACACACAGUUAGGACAUUCAUGGACUCUUGUAUAAGGUUAUUUUAUUUGUUACCCUGGUAUGACAUUGUAAAUUGUUAGAAUGUAAUAUAUUAGAUUGAAAUAUUGUCAGAGAUUGUCAUUGAUAGUAUAUCAGUAGUCGUUAUCUUUUGUUACAUAACGUUACCUGUUUCCACAAAAAGAUAUGCUGAGAUUGUGUUUGGAAUGGUUCUUGAAGGUCAACUUGAUCGAUCAUAUUACAAAUUAUGCAAGUUUAGUAAGUAAAAAAAUAACAGGGAUGAUUCACGGUAUGUUUAUAUGACUGGUAGAUAGCCAUUGACAUUUGAGAUGGCAUUUAGUUUUGAGAAGUCAUUAGUUAGUUUUUUUUUUUUUUUUGUAUAAGGGACAACACCUAUACAGUAUUUGUUUCACUUGAAUGCUGUCUUCCACAGAAGUAGGAUGGUUUGUGCAAGUCUCUUGUUACAUUGUUCUUUCUUUUGUACUGUGUUAAAAUAUGCUUCCUGCUUUACUUGGGUAGUAUAGGAAGAACAGUCUAGUUAAUUUAUGAUUGGUAUUGUCCUCUUUUGUUCCUAUUGUUGUUUCUCCCAUCUUUUUUGAGAGAUUUAUUUUUAUUUAGCUGUGACGAAUGAAAAAUUAGUUGCUCUAUGUUUAAAAUAUUCAGCAUUUUCAACAAAGACAUUCACCAGGACUCGGUCCUGGAGGUACGCUUAAACAGGCACACCUUAAAUCAUCCCUCUUUUUAAAGUGAAUUAAACUUGAUUAGGGGCCUAAGUUCCCAACCAUAUGGUUAUCUGGCCAGAUUUGAAAGUAUGAAAUAACAGUGGAAAGAUCUCAUCUGGUCAUUGUCAACAUUCCUUCCACUCUGUCUUUUGGCCAUAUCACAGUAAGAAGAUAGCUUCCUUAUGCACAUAGGUUAUUAGUGGUGGUAGUAAUGUAGAUAAAAUUGUGUAAAGAUAUUACCAACACUGAUGGCUUGAGGAAGCAAGCAGAUUCAGGUAAAGUGUGUGACAAAUGACGUGUACUUUUGAAAGUCUGCUGUAGCAUCCCAUUGAUCAGUGUAUUGUAAAGAUAAACUUGUGCAUUGGUAGAUCAUUUUCAUUCCUCAUGUGAAAAUUCAUUGUGUAUUAUAGAAGUGUGUGUGGAGACUGCGAGAUCAUAAUAUCAUUUUGUUAUUAAUGUUGUCAUUACUAUUACUGUAAUAAUUUUUGUCGAGAUUACAUCUUUCAUUCAUCUGAAGUCAAAUCAGAGACUUCAGUGGUCCUUUUUUUCCAGUUCUGUUACUUUUUCAUCCUUACCAUAUCAUGCAUGAACCUUGUCAUAACUAAGAAGCAAUCUAUUCCCCCCCAUAUUUUUGUUGUUGUUAAUCCCAUUUUAAUUUAAUAUUCUCUUUAUGUUGAACCAAAUGGGUAGUGGUCAUGUUUACUGCUAUGUUCAGAUUUUCCUGUCUAUUCUCUCUCCCCUUCCAUGCUGGACAACAGACAGGUUAUUUAUGAAGCUUUGAUUUGCAGAGUUCAAGCUCAAUUUUUUCCCCUCCAAGAUCAGUAUCCUUGUAAGUACUCUUAGUAUUCAAGAAAUCUUGUGUUCUAAGGUCUUCUCUAUACUGAAUAUGGAAUUGCACACACAACCAUGAAAUAGUAUAUUGCCUCUGAUGCAUGGUGUAAAUCUGUAGGUUAUUGCAUCCUAUAGUGUAAAAUAUACAUAUAAUUCUAAGUUCAAUUAGGGAAAAGUUAUGCCUUUUCAUGUUUACGGAAAUGUUAAAACCAACCUUUUAGUUUCCACCAUUGUUAAAAGUAGAUAAAUGAAAAUAGAUGAAAAUGGUCAUUUGGAUGGAGGUUGUUUUACAUUUGAGAUUUUACCCAGUUUCACCCUUAAGCACUGACUUUCUUGCCUUGAAGAAUGGCUUAAGUGUCAUAAAUGUAUUUAAAGUAAUAUAUUCUAUAUUGAUGACUUGGUCUUAAAGGAUAUAAUCUGUCAAAAGUACAGGAUAAUUUGGUUUUGAUAUUUGUCAUUACUUAGACAUAAAUGAGUGACUUCUAGGCUGCCAUUAACAGCUUUUUCAAACUUUUUAAUAACAAUGCUAUUUUGAGCAUCAUUGUAGACAACCUUUGUAUGACAUGAUGUCACUGAAUAUUUUAUUUAUUUUGGGACUCUGAUGUACAAUUUCUGAUCUUGUAUUUGUUAUAAUUUGAAGCUGGACUUUAAGUUAGUAUGUCUGAGAGAUUAUAUUUUCCCCCAUGGAGGUUUUUAUAGUUCAUGUUGCCUUCUAAAAGUUUAUUCUUGUUGUGACUGUGGUGUCAAAGUGACCUCUUUGAGAUUCCCCAAAUUCUUGGUAGGACCGGCAUCGUACGAUCUUUUUGGAAUUGUUGUAAGAAGCCAAUUAAGUAUUUGAUCACCAGAUACUAUUUUCCAAAGUCCUAUCACUAGGGCUGGUGCUUGAGGGUGUGUUUCACUCCCCUCCCUUUUUAUAACACCAGGAUUCACAUGCAUUUAGCUGGUUUGCAUAUGCUCCUGAUCUUAGUUUCUUUUAAAAUAUUUUUUUUUUAUUUACGAUGUAAUUUUGAAAUUCAGUUAGCAUUAGAAUUUGGUUUCUUUCUUCCCUUUGAAAUAUUGAAUUUAAUUAAUAAAUAGCCUUCAUAGAUAAUUUGAUUUAUGUAAUGUAUAUAGACAGUACAGCAUAUAAUUUUGUAUUUUGAUAUGUUAGACAGAUUGGGGUUAAAGAUUUUGGGUUGUAUAUUGUGAUAAAUAGCUGAUAACCUUUAUUUUGAGUAGACAUUUUUUUUUUAGUUUUCACCACUGCUUAGUAAAGUAAUUUCUUCAGCAACUGUCUUCUCAUGGAAUGCCUUGAGUGUCAAAUGAGAUCGGCUUUAUUCACAUAAUAAUUUUGAUAUAUGCAUAGUUCCUUAAAUUCAUUUUUUUUUUUUUUUAACUUUUUCCCAUGGUAGUUGUAUGAUACAGAGGCAGCUAUCUGAGGCCACAUGCUUGUGUAAUCAAGGGUUUCAAUGUAUCUAGGGAGCUGCAAGUGAGCAGUUUUGUUUUUGAUUUUUAGGUUUGGAAUUUUCUUGUCUUUUCCUUGUCCUUGAUAUUUUUAACUGGACAUUGAGUUAACAGCACACAUUACUUUUAAGACUUAACAAAUAAAAUAAUUGAACCACAUCAGUAAUACUGUAUAAGCAUCAUCAGUUCUUGUGACAUUAGAUGCUGCGUGUCUAAUCUACUUUUAAAAAGUGAGAAAUGGGGUUUUGAAUGGGUUAUUUCUUUUAAGUAUUCUGUAGACAUUCCAGUCAGGCACGUAGCUAUUCAUUUUUGGCUUUACUCUAGUACUGGCUUCCUCAAUAUAACAAAGUGCUGUUAACCUGUUCUUACAUUGGAUGAGGUGUUGCUGUUUUCUCUGUUGUCUAAGGUGAUGCAUUAGCAUAUCUGAAUUUUGAACCAUUGAAUGUCUUCAGUAUAAUUUAAAGCUGUGUGAAAACACACCGAAGAAACCAAUUUAGUACACGAACAAAGCUCUUUCGAGUUGAAGAUACAGUAAUCUCAAGGAGGAUGUUAACUAGUUUUACAUUGGGUCUUUAAUUCUGGUCUUGUGUAGCAUAGGUGUGAAGUGUCCCUUAGUAAGGUAUGCAAGGGUAUUUAGUUGUAAGUGAUGGCUCAGGAGGGCGACAUAGUGUGUUCGUCUGCCUUCAAUGCAUCUGCCUGCACAAAUUUGCUGGCAACAAAUGUUCAUUGACAUUUAAGUCCACCUAUGUUUGACAUGAUCUGGAAGAGACAGAUUGUAAAUACAGUAAAGUACAGUAAAUCAUUGAAUCAAGUGGGUGUUGAAAUAUUAAAAGCAACACUGCAGAAUUCAUUUUAUGAAAUGUGCAGUGUGUCAUCCAAAGGAAGAAACAUUCGCUUGACUGGGAUUUCCUAUCUUUCAAAAUUAUGAUUGCCGGUAUUUUGACUUCAGAAUAGGUCACUGGAAAGCCUCAAGAAAACAAGAAAAUAUGAAAUAGAUCAGUGCUUUGUCUUCUGCAUUUCAUUAAAACUAGUAUUGAUAUGAAACUUAUCUACUGUUAGUGAGGUGUAAUAGUUAAAGGGAAAUUAUCAUCAAAGUAUGUUCUAGCAUUCGAGUUCUGGCUCAAUUGUAUUAGGAAAAAUGAAAAGACUGCACAAUUAGCAGGUGAUUGUUCAUUAUCUGGAAUUGAAUGCUUGGUAUGUCCUCAUUUUAUUGCCAUACAACAUUGUGUUUUCUGGAGAUUUUCCACUGAUGUCAGAAAUGUGUUACACACUGAAAUUAUUGUAAGAAAUGGUUAUUAAAAUAAAUGUGUAUAUUGAAA
Macrobrachium nipponense is the source of this 7871-nucleotide messenger RNA. It is a transcript of the gene AP-2alpha, whose product is annotated as AP-2 complex subunit alpha-like. NCBI's taxonomy places the organism in Eukaryota, Metazoa, Arthropoda, Malacostraca, Decapoda, Palaemonidae. Gene Ontology annotation, molecular function: clathrin-cargo adaptor activity. Bases 233 to 3121 code for a protein of 962 amino acids. Gene Ontology annotation, cellular component: membrane coat; AP-2 adaptor complex. The record is from RefSeq and is a predicted model, not a curated record. The transcript is spliced from 20 exons. Gene Ontology annotation, biological process: intracellular protein transport; clathrin-dependent endocytosis.